Messenger RNA from Trichechus manatus latirostris (Florida manatee), 2541 nucleotides. RefSeq names its product cysteine rich hydrophobic domain 2 (gene CHIC2). Gene Ontology annotation, cellular component: Golgi-associated vesicle; plasma membrane. NCBI's taxonomy places the organism in Eukaryota, Metazoa, Chordata, Mammalia, Sirenia, Trichechidae. The coding region runs from base 399 to 866 and encodes 155 amino acids. The transcript is spliced from 7 exons. The record is from RefSeq and is a predicted model, not a curated record.
CCGCCCGCCAGCUCAGUCGCCCACGCGCUCGCCCGCACUCCCGGGAAGUCUCGCGAUGUCGUAGCCGGCUGCUCCCGCUGCGGGUGGCUCGGGCUGUUACUGUGGUUGCCUGAGUUGCUGCUGCUGCUGUUGCGGCGGUGGUGGUGCUGGUGGGAGUGUCGGCCCCUGGGCGGGCGGAUGUUGACAUUGUGUUGUUGUUAUUGCUGAUGGUAAUGGCGGCGGCGACGGCCCGGACCCCAUCUCCUCUGUAGCCCGAGCCGAGAGACAGCCUAGAGCGAACUCAGCGGCCUCUGAGCCGGCGACAGCAACUCCGCUCAACCUCCGACGCCUCGCCGGUCCGGUCCCCGCCCCAGCUCCUGGAGUCAGGCCCUUUUGGGCAGGGGUCUCGGAGGCUCAGGAUGGCGGAUUUCGACGAGAUUUAUGAGGAGGAGGAGGACGAGGAGCGGGCCCUGGAGGAGCAGCUGCUGAAGUACUCGCCGGACCCGGUGGUGGUCCGCGGCUCCGGUCACGUCACCGUAUUUGGACUAAGCAACAAAUUUGAAUCAGAAUUCCCUUCUUCAUUAACUGGAAAAGUAGCUCCUGAAGAAUUUAAAGCCAGCAUCAACAGAGUUAACAGUUGUCUUAAGAAGAACCUUCCUGUUAAUGUACGUUGGCUACUUUGUGGCUGCCUUUGUUGCUGCUGCACAUUAGGUUGCAGUAUGUGGCCAGUUAUUUGCCUCAGUAAAAGAACACGAAGAUCGAUUGAGAAGUUAUUAGAAUGGGAAAACAAUAGGUUAUACCACAAGCUGUGCUUGCACUGGAGACUGAGCAAAAGGAAAUGUGAAACGAAUAACAUGAUGGAAUAUCAUCAUAGAAGAUACCCAUGAGAGUAGUAAGAACAAAGACUGUUUAAAAAUUGCUUUAAAAAGUCAUCCUCAUAGAAUUUUUACCAAAGACACCAAUUUUUCGACCAGAUUAGCAUUUACUUUAUUUAUAGAGACUUUCCAAGUAUGUUGUCUUUCCAAUGGUGCCUUGCUUGGUGCUCUCCUGGUGGUGACAUAACAUUGGUUCUACAGAACCGUGUGGUGUUUUGUUGUUUUUUUUUUUUUAAAUAACCGCAUGUUCUAAGUGUGCAUUUUUGUCAAACUUUGCAACAGUUAUUUCAUACAGAUGUUUAAUACUUAAGUUAUUGUGCUCUUUUCUGUUAUGUAUUCUGGUUCUCAAGGAUUACUUUUUUGUAUUAUCAAAAAAAUACAUUUGAACUUAGCCUAAAAAGUGGCCAGCGUUUUUUUAUUUUAUCACAAAGGUACACAAGAGUCCUUUAUUUAUAAAUUUCUUAACAUAGAAAAGCAUCUAAGUCUCUGCUUACUAUUCUAACAAACACAUUCUUUGUAUUAUUUUACUUCCUUUUUAAAUUUAACACGGUCAUUAUUUUUAAAUAGUAAGUUUUCUUAUUAGCCUUUAGGAACCUAACAUACCCUUUCUCAUAUACUUCCUAAUGCUCUGUUUACAGCAGAUAUAUCUGUAAUCAUUAUAAAGACCAAUCAGAAAGUUUGAAAGUAUUUCUUGUCUUCAAAGGUAGUAAGGAAGGAUUAAGUUAUUCGUACUAGAAUAGGCAAGUCAGUGAAUGGUGUGCAUGCAUGCAUCUAAUGGCUAUUAGAGCUCAGGAUCACAAAAUUUACUAGCAUCACAAUCUGUGUAUGUUUUUGAUCAAGAUGAUAUUAAUAAUGGCCUUACCUGAGUUAUUUUUUUAUUGUUUAUCAAAUCUAACAUACAAAAGUAUAGAUGUAUUCCUUUUAAAAAUUUCUAAGGAAAAUGUUUCUCCCAAACUAAUACAAUUGUGGAAUGGAUAUAUGCUUCUGAAAAAUCUUUGAAAGACAGCAAAAGUUCUAGAAUUAAAAGUAAGCUGGCGUUUAAUACCCCACUGGUAUUUAGAACUAUUAUUACUAAGAAAUGGGGGACAUAUUUAGUGCUGUGUUUUUUAUCUGCUAGUUCGCUUUCUGUCCAGUUAUGUAUAUACUUGAUUGAAAGUGUGACGUGUUUGAAUCAUGUCAGCUUGUUUCUGUUAAAUACACACACACACACACAUUUUUUUUUUCCUUUUUGUUGUACAUAUCUCCAUUCAUUUUAAAACUUUAAAAAUUUCUCAGUGGGCUAUGUGUAAAUUUUUUGUUUUAUGAGCCUGAAAUUAUACAAGUUUUAAUGUAUGUCAAGAACUUGUUCCAUACAACUGUGGUAUCGAGCAAUAAUGUGAAUAACUUUUGAAAUUAUAUAAACUGUGCUUAAUAAUUUGUAUUAAGAAUUGGUACCACUAUACAAUACCUUUUUCCUUGUAUUAAAUCUUUUAAAUACCAGCUUCAUUAAUUUAUAUACCUGUAUUUUAAAAAAAAAUUCUUUGUUCUUCUCCCAAAUACUGUAAUUCCAUAUGAAUCUGAACAGUUGAAUGCCAGUAUCCUAUAUUCUAUAUUGGACAUUAGAAGCUGUCUUAAAAACUAGGAUUUUUUUUUUUUGGUCUGAAGAGUUAUUUGUUUCUCUUGCGUCCCGCUCCCCCACCAUAACAAC